AUGGAAUGCAAAGAUGCGGAUGCAGAAAUUGCUAAAGUUCGAUGGGAUUUGAUAAAUUCUGAAACUGACAAAGCUCAACUCUCCACACCUGGAGAUAAUGUCAAUGAACAAUAUGAUGGUGUAGUGACGUUAUUAAGAGAAACCACUUUAUUAAACGACCUUGAGAAAAAUAAAGCGAUAGAAAAUUUUACCUUCAUAAAAGAUCGUGAGAAUCUCAUUCGGCUUCAAAAACCUACCCGCACAUGCGAAAAAUGUCGAAGACCCCAAUACGCAAUUCUAUUUUGCGAUCAGUGUGCGCGAGAACUUCUUGAAAAAAAUUUCGAAAAUUGGACGUCAGAAAAUAAAAUCAUCGACCAAGCAAUCCGGCAAUCACAAAUAAACCUCCCGUUGCCAAGAUAUUUAAUUGAAUGGAUACCGUUCGACGAUCUUGAUGAUAUUAAAUAUAAAGCAAGUGGUGGAUGCGCAGUUAUUUAUACCGCUAUUUGGAAGAAAGGAGUCGCAUUAUCAUUUGACAAUGAAAAAAAAGAGUUUGUUAGAAGCAAUGAAGGUGUCGUGGCCCUUAAAAAAUUAUUAAAUAGUCAACAUGCGGACGAAAAAUUCCUUGAGGAGUUAAAGGUUCAUAUUUUACUUGGUUCAAGAGGUUACACCGUUGCUACUUGUUACGGUGUAACAAAAGACCCUUCUACUGGUGAAUAUAUCCUG
Acaulospora colombiana is the source of this 702-nucleotide messenger RNA. NCBI's taxonomy places the organism in Eukaryota, Fungi, Glomeromycota, Glomeromycetes, Diversisporales, Acaulosporaceae. The record is from the annotation of a GenBank genome assembly.